Sodiomyces alkalinus F11 is the source of this 843-nucleotide messenger RNA. RefSeq lists its product as hypothetical. Lineage: Eukaryota; Fungi; Ascomycota; Sordariomycetes; Glomerellales; Plectosphaerellaceae. The record is from RefSeq and is a predicted model, not a curated record. The coding region runs from base 1 to 843 and encodes 280 amino acids. The transcript is spliced from 2 exons.
AUGAAGGAACGCCUGGCCCGUCCCCCGCCUCUGGCUCUCGCGCCCCCAACGAUACAACACACCAUCGUCGUCCGCGAAUCGGUCUUGCACUCCACCAAGAGACACCGACAUCCUUAUUCCUGGGCAGCCUACGCCGCAUCCGAAUCGCCCCAGACGAAGUGUCAUCAAAGUCGAUCCAACGACGAAAGCGCCUCCGAUCGCCAUAUCUGGUUCUCCCUGGCAAGCGACGUUGCCCAUAUCCACGUGUGCGCCGUCAUCAUUGCAGCCAUGACCACAUACCUGUACCAGGUGCCUCUCAUAACGGACUCCCAUACGGGCCAUACCAGCAUUGCAGCCCUCACAUUCCUCUCCCUCGACACCUUACUGUCCAUCCUGUCCCUCCUCCUCCGUCACCCGGAGCCCACCUUGCGCUUGCGUACAUCAUACGGUCCUUCCCUUCCCGGCCCGGCCCUCCUCGUCCGCCUCAUCCUAGCAGCAGGGCUCGUGGGCCUCUUUAUCACCUGGGUAGGCCACGCUCCCAAGCCCCGCGUCUUCGACCCCGGCUACCGCCUAUGGGGCACCGCGCCUAACACUGGCGAUCAGUUUGUGGCGGUGGCGGUUUUCGUUGUCGCCGUCUGGGACUUUGUCAUGGUCGUACUGGCACGGAGGGGCAUGGGAUGGUUCUUUGGGCACGAGGAGAACGGAACGCAAGUGGAGGAGGAAACGCGGAAAGGGGACGUAGAGGCUCGGGGACAUGCUAGUACUCGGCUCGGGAGGUGGUUAGGGCGGAUGCUGCAUGAGGGUCCCAAGGCGGGGUGGACCCGGCGAAGGGCGGGAGUGACGAGAUUCGGCUUCCGAGCUUAG